UUGAAAUUUCCGGGCGUUCAGGCUCCAGCGCAUAAAAAUUUACAGCAUAUAAAUUUAUUUUUGUAUAUUUGCCGUUUAUUUUGAAUUUAUUACAGUUAACUAACAAUGGCUAAGAAAGAGGAACCUUACUGCUGGGUAUCGAAUGGCUUGAGUCGCGAUAAGGAGGAUUGGAUGACAUGCACGGGCAAGAACUAUAAGCCGCCAGAUCCAAAUGAUCCCAAGGCCAAGAAGAACAAGCAGCAGAUUUGCUGCUCCACUGCAUUUAGGCUGGCCAAGGAAAAGGCUUUGGAGGAGGCAGCCAUUGACAAGACCGCAGAGAUGUGCAAGGAUGACAAAAAGGGCAAGAAGAAGAAGAAGGGCAAGAAGGGCCAAGGCUCCAAGUUUGACAACUAUCGCUGCAUUACGGCCAACAUGAUUUGCAUGAAGCUGGACAUGCCCGGACGCGACUUUGACGAAUGUCCCAAUCAGCUGUGCAUCAAGGCGAACAUCUGCAAGCAGUGCAAGCCCGUGAUGAACUGGGAUCGCAUUAAUGUCAACUGCUUGCCAGCCGAAGCGAGCUGCCAGUUUUCCAUGCCGCAGGAGUGUCUGGAGCAGUCGCUGGACAACGGCAUUGAUCUGUCGAUCAUAUACAUGAAAAAGGAAAUAGGACAUGGCUGCUAUAUUCUGCCCGAGGCCGUGCUGCUGCGCAUUGUCAACUCGUUCCAGGAAGUUGUGCAUACGGGCAAUGUGAUGCUCACCUGCAAGGGCUGCACCGUGGGCAUGGCCACUGUGCGUCUAUCCAUGCAAAUGCGCUGCCAGACGCUGCCAGACUUGGACAACAUCAGCGUCGGGUCGUGCGGCAACUGCCCCUGCGGCUCAAGCGAUUCCUCCAGCGACCCCUGCCUGGCGUUUCGAGAUCUCUCAGAUGACUCCAGUGCUGGACGCUGCUGCGGUGGCGGCUCCUCCUCCAAUAGCAGCAACAGUUGCCAAGAGCAGCGUCCCAAAGGCAAGCUGGUGGACAUGGCGGGUCCCUACGCUGUCUACUGCUGCAAGCAGGCAGAUGAUGCCUGCCUGGCUAUGACGGCAGCGCCUGGACCCAGCGCGCAGUUCGGCGCCAGCAACAAAUCCCACCUGGGUGAGGGCUCCACCAAUCGCUUGUGCAUACAAGCGCCGCCACCGCAGCUGAAGAAAGUGCAAAUGAAGCGCGGACGCACGUGUCCAGUUUGCUGUGAGGAUGUCAGCUGGCUGCCCGUCAUAGCUGCCUGUCCGCAUUGCGGCUACAAGCCCGUGCCAGAGUGCGAGGAGCGCACCUAUGAUGAGGAUGCCACAGCCAAUGAAAUAUUGCUGCAUCACUUUGAGCAGAGCUCAGACUUCAACAUGGGCUCCAUGGAAUUGUGCUCCGGUGGCGCUGCGACAGCUGCAGCCACUGCGCCCUCGGAUGCGCGCACCUCGGACGCUUUUGAGCACAUAGUGCGUGACUACAAGACGCUCAAGCGCAGCAUAACGAAGACGAAGGAGCAGCCUGCGCAAACUGCGCCCGCAAACAAAUCCGAGCCGAAGUCUGCAGCGGAUAAGACAGCGCAGCUGGUUUGCAUCUUCGAGGAGCUGCGCAAAAUGUUUGAGCUGAACGAUGAGAAUGCCGAGGCGAAGGCCAAGAUACAGGAAAUCUGCGCCGAGGCCUGUCAGCUGGUGAAGGAUAGCAAGCCGCAUAGCAGACACUUGAAGAAGACGCAGCAGCAGCACUGCGUGGAGCCCAAGCGACCCAGAAAGCCCAAACGCCGCAAGCCGCCCAUGAAAUCGCGGCUCUAUACCAAGCUGGAUGUCAAUCUGCGGGAUGAGGACACACCGCGCAUGAACAAACAUGACAAGUGCUACGAGGUGCCGCAUAGCGUGCCCGCUCACAUGGGCUGGCUGUGGACAGAGUUUCCGCUGGCGCAGAUACGUGGCUGGCGUCCGGGCGCCAUACGCCGCUCCAUACGCGAGCUGAUGAGCUACUUUCUGAAAGACUUUCCACUGGACACCAUACCCGUGAGCAAGUACAUGUCGUACAUAAAGCAGAACCGGCCGCCCAAAGGACCGCCGCCUGAGAAUCUCGAGGGCGUGCAGCAGCAGCCCACGCUGCACAUAGAAAAGAAAAACGAUGAGUAUAUAAUAACGCUGCGGCCGCUGAAGGAUGCAGCAACGCUAGCGCGCUCGGCUAAUCCUUAUGCCAACAUGAAGCCCGUGCAGUUUCGCAUUGUCAAGAAUCCGCUGCUGAAGCAAAUCCGCGAUCUGAAGCGCUGCUUGAAGAACAUGGGCUUCAGCAAGUGCAAGUGCCACAAGCCUGUGAUGGAUUGCUAUUGCCGCAGCUUCAUUGACAAGAAGCGUCUGAUUAGUGCCAUGCAGCAGGAGUGCCAGCGCCGGCAGCUGCCCUGCUGCGAGGAGGAGCUGGUGCUGUCGGACACCUCGGACAGCGAGGCGGAGUAUGACUUUGGUGUUACGCCACCAGCGGGUCUGGUGCAUCCCGAACGUCUCAAAACCACGCAUGUUACCAAUACGGAAACGCAGUAUGAUGAAAACGACUGGGCCAUGCCCACCAUGUAUCCACAUCCGCCCAAUGCGCAGGUGCAAUACGGCGGCUGUGUCAUUGGCGAGCGGCAGCAGCGUUUUAAUUGGAUCUUUGGCAAGGGCUUUGUGCACGCCAAGCCAAAGCCGCCCAAGAUGCGCAACAUGCCCAAGCCCAAGCCAAAGCCUAAGCCGUUUGCCAUCCAGCCGCGCAACAAGGGCGGCUAUGCGCCUGAAGUGCCGCCGCCGCCGGCGCCACCAUCAAAAUCGAUACUCAAGCCACAGCAGCAUAAGCAGUCGAGUCGUGCUCGUAGUACUUCAGAUCCAGUGCUAGACGAACGACUGCAGCGCUUAGAUCGAGCAGCAUUUGCGCCCAAAGCUGUGCAGUUUCGGCGUUUAAAGGAAUCUUCAUCACGGCGGGAUAGUCAAGUCGAAAGAGUAUCCGCCUAGUCUAUGUAGUAAAUUUUUACGUAUUACCUUUUAGGUUUUAGAUAUUUCAGAAAGCAAAACUUUUUCAGUAAAAAUAAAUAUAAAACAAA
Drosophila busckii is the source of this 3062-nucleotide messenger RNA. RefSeq lists its product as uncharacterized. The transcript has 4 exons. The record is from RefSeq and is a predicted model, not a curated record. The coding region runs from base 106 to 2973 and encodes 955 amino acids. Lineage: Eukaryota; Metazoa; Arthropoda; Insecta; Diptera; Drosophilidae.